AAUAAACUCAAGCUCACACACGCGCGCGCCGCUUGCUCGUGCGUGUACUUAAUACAGCUAGCGCGUGUGUGUGUCUCUCUCUCUGUCUGUCUUUCUCUCUCUGUCUCUCUUUCUCGGUCUCUCUUUCUCUCUCUCAUUCGGCUUCCUCGAGAGAGACAAUACAAUAGAUCGCUGGCAACGAAUUGAAACUGUACAAGCAGCAACACGGCGUCGACGACGAGGAGACCGGUGUCGAGCGUCGCGCGUCCUCGAAGCGGAGGCGAGGCUGCUGCUGUUACCGUUGCUGCUACAUCAACCAUGUCAGGCAGUGAUAGCCCGACCUUCUUUCACGGCCAACCUUGGUCCAGCUGGAUUGAGAAAAUUGGUCGCGACAAACCACUCAGUGAUGAGGAACCAGACUCUGAACCUGCAAGUUCAGUUAUGCGUCUUUCUGUGGAUGAUGUUGACUUAUAUGGAUUUUGUCCAGAAAGAGACACAUUUUAUGGAGUUGUUUGUGAAAUAUGCAAUACCAUUGUCAAACCACAAGCUCUCACACAGCACUUGGAAAGUAGGCAUCCCUCCGGUCACUCCAAUGCCGCAGGCCAGACCAACAACGCGGCAGUGGCUGCAGCUGCAACAACGGGAGCAGGCAAAGCUCUAAUGAAAACGCCUUACUGCAAGCUAUCGAAACUGAAGAAAAGUCAGUCAUCGGGGCAGCUGUCAGUCAACAACUUAAACGGCACAAGUAUCAAUUCCGCAAGUAGCAGUGGCGGCAACAACAAAACCAACUCGAACAACAUUCACACUCCAAUCAAACAACAAAGCCAACAGCAGUCACAGUCAUUGCAGCAACAGUCGACAAACUCGAACUCGUCCCCACGUUCACCCCUCGAGUCCUGCGGGCCAGGGCUCGGGGGUGGCAGUCCGGUCAAAAGCCCCAACAACAACAGCAACAACGCGAGCAGCAGCAGCGCACAACAGCCAAAGCGCAAACGUCUCAAAACGGAACGCUCCUUGCUCAAGGAUCGAGAAUACGAUCCGGACCGUCACUGCGGAGUCUGGAACGACGAAACAGGCAAACCAUGUACCAGAUCGCUUACCUGCAAGGCACACACGGUAUCGUUGCGACGCACGGUCACUGGUCGGAGCAAGGCCUUUGACAAAUUACUUGCCGAGCAUCGCGCCUCGAAGGAGCCUCAGAAUCAAGCGCGAACCGCCGCCGCGGCAGCAGCCGCAACUGCCAAAGUAGCGACUGCCGAGUUAGCGGUUGCACCCAGUACGCCAGCGGCACUACCACCAGCAAAUAACCCCGAGCUCGAGGUGCCAAGCUCUCCACCCGUACUGUCGCUGCCGGAUACAUAUCCACUGCCGCAGGCUGUUGAUUUGCUUUAUCGAUGUCUGGCCCCGCAUGGCUCCAAUAAACCUACCAAACUGGAGGAAGACUUUGCUAACGAAUUGGAGUCCAGUCGAAAAAUUGACACGUCGGUGGUGAACAACGUCAAUAACCCGACCAACGUCAAUAACAGCACUAACACCUCGGUAAUGGCGCCAAUGUCAAUGGUCCUGCCCUCACUGUCGCCUAUCCAAACGGACGGACUAUCGCCUCAAGGGUCGAUGCUCCAAUUUAGUAGUAGAAACGUCAGCAAUAAUUCCAACUCCCCAAUGAGCGCGGACCAGGCAGCUUCGACGCCAGUAGUUCCUACCAAUCAGCAACAGCAUCCCAACGAAGCAAAAACUGCACCACCGAUGGACAUGGACACAAGUAGCCAGGGCAUUACAAUGUACACGUUACCGGCUAGCAAAUCCCAGGUUACAGUUCAAAUAUCACGUUCGUCUCAACGUAACAAUGUCGUUGCGAACAACUAUUCGAGUCUUUUUGAACAAAACGAGCAUCACGUUAUGACCAAUGGUAAGCGUGCAAAAAUCAGACACGAGGAAUAUUCUCCAAAUAUUCAACUAGUCGAGACCGUCACUCCGUACACUAAUUUUGACGACAUAUCUUGGUCUAACUGCCAUCCUGAGCCACUUGCCGUGAGUCGCUGGCUGCGUAUCAACUCCAGCCGUAAGCAAUACAACUUUAAUAUUCACUGACAUAACGCUCUGCCAAUUCCAGGCUGAGGAAUAGCUUACCUUCCAUCUAAAAAAUUUAAGUUUCUCGUUGCUUUGUGUUUUAAACGUAUAUUUUUUAUGUACGCUCUUCUGCGCUCUUCCCUCUUUUUGUUUAUAUUUUUUUUAUUUAUUUUUUUUAUUUGGCUGAUCAUUGGACGAUUUUUUCUUUGUAAAUUCUUAGCUAUUAUCCACAUGACAUUCCUCUAAAUUAAUUAUCGAUAUGAUACGAUGAAAUGGUUUUAAACGUAGUAUUAUGUUGAAAACAAAAAAUAAAAAAACAAAAAUACGCUCAAUGCUAUAUAUCUAAAUAAGAUUGGAUUAGUGUUACCGCUAUUAGCAAUAAUGUAAUUUUUAUUGCGUAUUGUCGUAUAAGGAAUAGUUGUAUUAGCAUAUCGACUAAUAAUUGUAAAAAAGAAAAAAUAACGAUCAUUUGACAUGGAAACGUUAUAAUUCUAUAAAUUAUUUAAUUUUGAUAAAGUCAAUGUUUUUUCGUGUGAUAAAAAUCAUGCUCUACCGUUAUUGCAGCAAUAUUGUAUAAUUUCAGAAUCAUAUUUUUAGGCAUUUCUAAUCGAUUUACUAUGAGUGUAACUUUAUAAAGAUUAACACAA
Molecule: messenger RNA, 2696 nt
Organism: Phymastichus coffea
Lineage: Eukaryota; Metazoa; Arthropoda; Insecta; Hymenoptera; Eulophidae
Product: ataxin-7-like protein 1
Exons: 6
Coding region: 298-2070 (590 amino acids)
Source: RefSeq, a predicted model, not a curated record